CCACAGAGAGUCGGAAGACAAAUACAUGUAAAUUCAGUAUCUUAAACCCUAAUUAAUCUCCUCUAAAACCAGCAACAUCUAUAUAUAUAUAUAUUUGAACCCGACCGAGCAGAGUAGCAGUAGGAGAAGUAACGCCGAUUCACAGCUUACGUAGUAGUCGGAGCGGAGCCAUGGUGAUCAUGCCCACCAGUUACUUGUCCGAAGAUUUGCUUAGAGACAUUCUCUUGAGGCUACCGGUGAAGCCGCUUGUUCGAUUCAGGUCAGUAAGCAAAUCCUGGUCUGCGUUACUGAAAAGUCGAGAUUUUACGACCACCCAUCUGAGCCGCUCAGCCAAUCAUGGCUGUCACCUACUUGUUAACAGUGAAGGAGCUGAAAACCACACCAUGUCCUUGAUAUCGAGCGAAGCACUCGAUGUGGCGGCCAAGAUAGAAAAUCCUGAAAAAGGAAAAGUUAGAUUAAUAAUGGUGGGUUCUUGUAACGGUUUAGUCUGUUUAUAUCAGAAUUACUGGUUGAUUCGCUUAUGGAAUCCUGCUACUAGAGAACACAAGAUUCUGCCAACACCUCGCAUCACCCCCACAUUCCCGAGCACGUCGAGUCCUAGGUUCUCCAUAGGAUUUGGUUGCCAUCUUAAUGACUACAAGUUGGUGAGGAUUGUGUAUUCUAAACACCCGGAUGAACGUCAAGUUGAGGUGUACUCGACGAGUAUAGGUUGUUGGAGAUCGAUCGAUGCCAUUGUGCCCUGUUUUAUCGAGCAGCGUAUGUGUUCGGUAAUCCUGAAAGGAGUGCCAUAUUGGCUGGGUUUUGGACCGUUUUGGGAAGACACAAGGUUUGGACAAGGGGAGCCGCGUAGGGAUGAGUUUGUCGUGUCUUUUGACAUGGGCAAGGAGGUGUUUCGGCAGGUGCAUGUCCCAUAUGCUGAAGGUUCUUACUCCGACUACAGCAAGAAGCUCGGGGUAUUGAACGAAUCCCUGGCCAUAAUCUACUAUCCUUGCCGUGAACAAGUCAGCAAUUUCAUUGAUUUCUGGGUGAUGACCAAAGAUCAUGGGGUUGACGAGUGUUGGAUCAAAGCACAGAGGAUUGGACCCUUUUCAAGUAUUGGGAUCCCGCUUGGGUUUUGGAAAGAUGGGGUGGUCGUUUGUGAGAACGGUGACGAGGAGUUGUUACUGUAUGACCCAAAUAUCAAAGCAGUAAAAAAACUUUCAACUUAUGGGGCUGAUCAUGGGAAGUUAAUUUCUACCAACGUUUCUACUUACAUGGAGAGCCUUGUUCCUGUGAACGGAUGAAGCAGACAACUAUAAUAGUGGUAAAAGCACAGUUUAUAUAGCUGUAGUGGGAUUAUGUGGUGGGUUUCACUCGAUCUGUUUUUUACUGGAUAAACAGAUAUGAAGAAAUCCCUUUAUGUAUAUAUGCUUUUGUACUGAGACAAAUGUAUUCAAUAUAAAGUUGAAACUUCAUAUAUUUUGGA
Molecule: messenger RNA, 1465 nt
Organism: Alnus glutinosa
Lineage: Eukaryota; Viridiplantae; Streptophyta; Magnoliopsida; Fagales; Betulaceae
Product: F-box protein CPR1-like
Exons: 2
Coding region: 171-1283 (370 amino acids)
Molecular function (GO): protein binding
Source: RefSeq, a predicted model, not a curated record